AUGGAAGCAGUUGACACCCCAGCAGGAGAGGAUUUUCUGCAGCAGAAACCAAUUGUUUAUGAAGGCCAAGACAAGAACCCAGAGAUGUGCCGAGUGCUGCUGACACAUGAGAUCAUGUGCAGUCGGUGCUGUGACAAGAAGAGCUGUGGAAACCGUAAUGAGACACCCUCAGACCCCGUUAUCAUCGACAGAUUUUUCCUCAAGUUUUUCCUUAAGUGCAACCAGAACUGUCUAAAGAACGCAGGAAACCCACGAGACAUGAGACGGUUCCAGGUGGUUGUGUCAACUACGGUGAGCGUGGAGGGACAUGUCCUGGCCGUGUCUGACAACAUGUUCGUCCACAACAACUCCAAACAUGGCCGACGGGCCCGCAGGCUUGACCCUGUGGAGGGAACGCCGUCUUACCUCGAACAUGGAGCAGCUCCCUGCAUUAAAGCAAUCAGUCCCAGUGAGGGGUGGACUACAGGGGGCGCUACAGUCAUCAUCAUCGGAGACAACUUCUUUGACGGCCUUCAGGUUAUCUUCGGGACCAUGCUGGUUUGGAGCGAGCUGAUUACGCCGCACGCCAUCCGGGUGCAGACGCCUCCUAGACACAUCCCAGGGGUCGUAGAGGUCACUCUGUCCUACAAGUCCAAACAGUUCUGCAAAGGCACACCGGGAAGGUUUAUAUACACCGCUCUGAACGAACCAACCAUCGACUAUGGCUUCCAGCGGCUUCAGAAGGUUAUCCCUCGGCACCCAGGGGACCCUGAGAGGCUUCCUAAGGAAGUGAUUCUUAAGAGAGCAGCAGACUUGGUGGAAGCUCUCUAUGGAUUGCCUCAUAAUAACCAGGAGAUCAUCCUGAAACGUGCAGCUGAUAUUGCAGAAGCUCUUUACAGCGUUCCACGAGGACACACCCAGCUCUCACAGACUCACACGGGCAUGAUGGGAGUAAACUCCUUCACCGGGCAGCUGUCCGUCAACGUCUCAGAACCCACGCAAGCCAAUCAGGGGUUUGUGCGCAGCAGCAGUAGCGUGUCUCCUCAUGGUUACGUGCCCAGCUCCACACCUCAGCAGACCAGUUACACAUCAGUCAGCAGCACCAUGAACGGCUACACCAACAACGCCGGCAUGACCAACCUCGGAGGCUCGCCCACCUUCCUCAACGGCUCUGCGGCCAACUCGCCUUACGCUAUUGUUCCAUCCAGUCCCACUAUGGCCUCCUCCACUUCUCUACCAUCCAACUGCUCCUCCUCCUCUGGGGUCUUCUCCUUCUCCCCGGCCAACAUGGUGUCAGCGGCAGUCAAGCAGAAGUCUGCCUUCGCUCCAGUGGUCAGACCCUCAUCGUCCCCUCCUCCUUCCUGCACCAGUGCCAAUGGAAACGGACUUCAAGAUCAAACAUUUGUGGACUCUAGCAAGUACUCGACAGCCAGUUCUCUACAAGGCCUGGCCUUCACCUGAACUAUCCCGGGAAUGAUCGUCCCGCCCAUGUAAAAGG
Nematolebias whitei (Rio pearlfish) is the source of this 1477-nucleotide messenger RNA. Its product is annotated as transcription factor COE1-A. Gene Ontology annotation, molecular function: DNA-binding transcription factor activity, RNA polymerase II-specific; RNA polymerase II cis-regulatory region sequence-specific DNA binding. The coding region runs from base 1 to 1440 and encodes 479 amino acids. The transcript is spliced from 14 exons. Gene Ontology annotation, biological process: regulation of transcription by RNA polymerase II. The record is from RefSeq and is a predicted model, not a curated record. NCBI's taxonomy places the organism in Eukaryota, Metazoa, Chordata, Actinopteri, Cyprinodontiformes, Rivulidae.